CUUCAGGCACGUAUAUAGUUUAUACUUCAUUGCUCAUCUAGCAUUUAACUGUGUGGUUGCGUGCAACACUCACGACACCGAAGCGAGUGGCCCCAAGUCGCGUGCGCUCACUUGACGAGCCAUGCUAUGUUGCUGAUGGCAUAGUACAAACUCAUUGGGCAGGGGGGUACCGAUAGGACGGGAACAGCGCCCGGCCUGCCAGGGUGGGUUGGCACAGACACGGCCCCGUCGCCUUGACGCCUAUCAAGCCAUGGUGCUCAAGCGGGGCGACAUGGUUUUUGCAAUUGGCGUUGGGAUGAUCUCGGGGUGGUGGAUCUUCGGGAUACCUCUGCGGGAGGAUGCGGCCCGUCGCCAGCAGCUGCAGCAGAUGUCACAGACACAGGCGCCUGUCAACGCGGAGUCCCGCGAGGCGCUAGCAGCAGCACAGGAGCCGCUGCCGGUGGCGCCAACAGCGCCAGGAGCUAAGCUUAAAGGGACGUCAGGGGUACUCCAAGCAGAGCGAUGAGGUCACAGCCGCGCUGCGUCUGUGUGAACACAUGGAUCGGGUUCCAAUUGGCGUAUGAAUGCAGCGACUUGGAGGAGCCACCACUGGGACUGGGAUGCCUGGCUUACAGUGAUGUGGCGUACCUACACAUAUCGUGUUAAGGCUAUGCUAUUGGAGCGACUUGUCGCGCAGCACAGGUCGCGAUUGACCCAUGCGACUUGUGUCGGGCUGGUCGGAGUACAGCCCCAGUACCGGCGGCGUACUGUACGGCGCAAGCCUGACACAGUGUGCAGUUUUGAAGCAGGGUUUGUUGUGACAGUGAACGACUGCGAUUGCUAUCAACGAGGUUAUGACAAUGCUCGUGGUGGCCGCGUUGGGUUGUUCUGUUUGUCGGCGGGCAAAGCGCGUCAGGUCGAUGGCAGGUGGAGUGCGGCUUCCUGAGCGUGUGUCGAUCGGGGCAACGACGCCUUUUCCGCGUCUCCGCACAGCCAAUGUUCAUAGUCAUCUUCUACUGUUGCUCUAUUGUAAUACAACACUCUA
Molecule: messenger RNA, 1024 nt
Organism: Chlamydomonas reinhardtii
Lineage: Eukaryota; Viridiplantae; Chlorophyta; Chlorophyceae; Chlamydomonadales; Chlamydomonadaceae
Exons: 3
Coding region: 251-505 (84 amino acids)
Source: RefSeq, a predicted model, not a curated record